Messenger RNA from Lodderomyces parapsilosis, 1272 nucleotides. RefSeq names its product cysteine protease. Bases 1 to 1272 code for a protein of 423 amino acids. NCBI's taxonomy places the organism in Eukaryota, Fungi, Ascomycota, Pichiomycetes, Serinales, Debaryomycetaceae. The record is from RefSeq and is a predicted model, not a curated record. Gene Ontology annotation, molecular function: protein-phosphatidylethanolamide deconjugating activity. The transcript has a single exon.
AUGACAGAGCCUCAACCCGCAUCUGAAUCUCAACAAGACAUAGAAGAAAAUGCAACUAAUCAACCACGGUCGUAUGAUGUAGCCCCUGGUUCAGGAUUCGAGAGGCUUACCUCAUUCUUUAAGGGUGUCUCAGGUAUCAAUAUGGGGUCUCAGGAAGCAAAGGACGACACUCACUCCACGACAUACAACAUGAAUACGGAACAGAAAAGUAUCAGCAUUCUAGGGAACCAUUUCAAAACAGAAACCGAGGCAAAAGAGUACAUCCAAUCUUUGUUGUGGCUUUCCUACAGAUGCGGUUUCACUCCCAUUCCCAAAUCGGCAGAUGGUCCUCAACCUGUUUCAUUUUUACCAUCGGUUUUGUUCAGCAAACUGACGCUAACCAAUAUGAGCAAUUUACGUGGUUUAUUUGAUAACGACAACUUCACCAGUGAUGCCGGUUGGGGAUGUAUGAUACGUACUUCUCAAAAUUUGUUGGCAAUUGCUUUACUCAAAUUAUCAGAGGAACACAAUGAAAGUGCGCAAUUGGAUAUCCUUAAACUAUUUCAAGAUGACCCAACCUCCCCCUUUUCCCUUCACAAUUUCAUACGAGUGGCUAGUUCCCUGCCGCUACUUGUGAAGCCGGGUCAAUGGUUUGGACCCAACGCCGCUUCACUAUCAAUAAAGAAACUUACGAUAGAGGCUAAAAAGUUAGAGACUCCGGGGGAAAUACCAUAUGUGUACAUAAGUGAGAACGCAGACUUAUUCGACGAUGAAAUUGAGGAUUUGUUUAACGAGGAGCAGAAGCCAUUACUAUUAUUAUUCCCAGUUCGUUUGGGAAUUGACCAAGUUAAUAAGUAUUAUUACAAGAGUAUUCUACAGCUACUAUCAUUGCCUUAUUCUGUUGGAAUAGCUGGAGGCAAGCCGUCAUCUAGCUUCUACUUUAUUGGAUACGAGAAUGAGAAUCAUUUACUAUACUUUGAUCCGCAUUUGCCACAGGUUGUCGAAGCGCCAAUAAACAUAACUACUUACCAUACGGCAAAUUACAACAAACUCGACAUUGAAAUGGUUGAUCCAUCAAUGAUGAUAGGGGUACUUCUCAAGUCCAUGGAUGAGUACAAAGAAUUUAAACAAGAUUGUAGUGAAAACAAAAUCAUACAUUUCCACCCAUUAGUGAUCACAUCGCAGCAGGACUCGGCGUUGAAUCAAUCGUGGGAAGAAGUCCAAGAAGAUGAUGACUUUGUCAACUUGACAGUUCCCAAAAGCGAGGAAGAGUUUGUUGUUUUGGAUAAAUAA